AUGUCCGCCAAUGAUCGCCGUGCUGUUAGUUACAACCUAGGCGGCGGUUCACGACCCCGCGUCGCCUCCAGUCGCGCUGAGCCUGAUUAUAGAUCAUCUUUGCAAGACAGGGACAACAGCAGCGCCAAAUCCCCGCGGCUAUUGUCAGACGCUCCCAAAAUGGACCACCUUCGCGGAAGUACACAGAGUCCAAGGGGAUUGCAUAGGGAAUCGAGCAGUGCAACGGACCGACGAACGGAACGAACAACUAUAACGUCGCGCGAAAAGAUUCAUGUCAAGACGCGGAAUCCGGCCAAGGGAUCGCCGAAUGCAGGAAAUCGAGGCGAGUUUGAGAGAUCACGUUCGAAAAAGACGGCGUCACCGCCGAGGAAGAGGGAGAAGGAAGUUGCAGAUGAACCCUGGGUACCCCAAGCGACGUUAAUUGCACAUUCUGCUGCUCCAUUGGCAAGUCGUAUUUCCGUCCCMCCUCUCGCAUCAACAUCMCCGCAAUCACUCGAGCCUAUAUCUUUCAAAGAGCUAUCUAUGGAGGAGCAAGAAAAUGCCGUAUUGCAGGACAUAUUGUUUGUUUUCAUGGGCUACGAGGGCCAAUACAUACGCUACCAUUCAUCAUACGACCCAUCCGUGGAGAAAGACAGACUAGUUGGUCCUUCGUUCCAGAUCGGGCCCGGUUUAGAUCCGAGUUUGAAGGAUUUGACGAUUUCAAUGCUGAAAAUGGCGACCCAUUAUAGCGCUUUGGAGGCCUUUAUUGAUGUGCUUAGUCGGCCGGAAUAUGGAGCCGUCAGUCAUGCUCUGUGCGCGGUUAUCCGAAAGCUUCUCAAAGAUUAUUUGAUUCUCAUAGCGCAACUUGAGAAUCAGUUACUGAACAAUCCAAACUUUACAUUGCAUGUCCUUCACCUCCAGACGAUGCCCACGAGCCAGAGCUUGUCGCAGUUACACUCUCUUAGUCAAGAAUUACUUCGACGGAACAAGCUUCUUGAUCAGGACCUAGACGAGUCGAUUGACGACUUUGACGACGUGGACAAUAUUCUCGAGCAGCUGAAAGAAGGCGGCGAUCUAGUUCCUGGAAGUCUAUCCAGCAAAAAGAUUUGCAAAGGCGGUAAUGUUCUGGGACUUUUGACGGAGCGACUAGCCACCUUUUCGGGAGACCCGGCAACAAAGACAUUGCUUCAGACGUUGCUUCGCGAGGCUAGCAGACCGUAUAUGUCGAUGCUGAAUGAGUGGCUGCACCAUGGUGAAAUUAGAGAUCCUCACGCCGAAUUCCUGGUCAAGGAACAGAAAUGGAUCAAGAGAGAAAAGCUUGAGGAAGAUUAUACGGAUGAAUAUUGGGAGAAGCGUUACACAAUCCGCGAUAAUGAAGUACCUCCACAGCUGGAAAGCGUCAGAGAUAAGGUGUUAUUGGCUGGGAAGUACCUGAAUGUUGUCCGAGAGUGCGGCGGUGUCGACGUCAACAAGGCAGUCAAAGACGUGCCCAAGACAUUUGACGAUCCUCGAUUCCUGGACAAUGUGAACAGUGCUUAUGCCUAUGCCAACACAUCUCUGCUGAACCUUCUCCUUUCCGAAAACUCACUUACCACGCGCUUCCGUUCCUUGAAACACUAUUUCUUCCUCGACAGAUCCGACUUUUUCGCUUACUUCAUGGAACUCAGCGCCUCGGAGCUACGCAAACCUGCCAAACUCGUCAACGAGAGUAAACUUCAAUCUUUGCUGGAUCUGGUACUACGACAACCAGGAAGUAUCGCUGCAUCAGACCCAUUCAAAGAAGAUGUCAAAGUGAAAAUGAACAAGAUCGGUUUGACUAGAUGGUUGAUGCAAGUUGUCAGCGUCUCCGGUAUGGAUCAAGAUAACCCCGACGGCGGACUCGAAAAAUACCAAACCCCAACGCCUCAACCAGCCGAAGAUGAAAAAGACAUUAUCGGCUUCGACGCUCUUGAGCUUGACUAUCUCGUUCCCUUCCCAUUGUCUCUGGUCAUCAGCCGAAAGACCGUGCUCAGAUACCAGCUAAUUUUCCGGCAUCUUCUCUCUUUACGGCAUCUCGAGAACCUCCUCGUAACAUCCUGGCAAGAUCAACAAAAGACCCUAGGAUGGCGCCACAAAUCCUCGGACCGGAGACUCGAAAUGUGGAAACGAAGAGCAUGGACACUACGCGCCAAAAUGCUUGUCUUCAUCCAACAACUUUUAUAUUUCUGUACUGCUGAAGUCAUUGAGCCGAAUUGGCAGAGUCUGAUGGAGCGGGUUAAUGGUACCGCUGCUGGGACUCAGAGCAGCAGCCUACUACAGAGAGACGAGGUCGAUGGAUCGAAACAGGUAAAUCGGACGGUCGAUGAGUUGAUGCAGGAUCAUGUUGAUUUUCUGGAUACAUGCUUGAAAGAGUGUAUGCUUACCCAAGCUAAGCUUCUAAAGGUACCGCUUGGCCCUCAUAUCUCUAGCGCGAAACAAGUUGCUGACGAAGAUAUACAGAUACACUCUAAAUUAAUGACAUGCUGCACAAUGUUCGCCACCUGGACUGCCGCUUCCCUAGCUCGAAGCAUGUCCACUGCAGACCCAGAUCUGUCCGCCGGGGCGCGCGGAGCGCCAGCCGACGCACGUCCAUACGAUGCCACGCGAUUAGCGAAGCUGGAGGAUACGCUGAAACGAUACGAGGAUCAUUUCAAUCGGCAUUUGCGUAUUCUCUUAGACAGUUUGAACUACUUUGCAGCGACGGAGAGUGUGGUCCUGCUCAAACUCGCGCAUUCAUUGAGUUCGAUUGGAAAGGAUGAUGAGUCAUGA
Messenger RNA from Talaromyces amestolkiae, 2766 nucleotides. RefSeq lists its product as uncharacterized. Gene Ontology annotation, biological process: spindle assembly; cytoplasmic microtubule organization; meiotic cell cycle. The transcript is spliced from 3 exons. NCBI's taxonomy places the organism in Eukaryota, Fungi, Ascomycota, Eurotiomycetes, Eurotiales, Trichocomaceae. Gene Ontology annotation, molecular function: microtubule minus-end binding; gamma-tubulin binding. The record is from RefSeq and is a predicted model, not a curated record. Gene Ontology annotation, cellular component: spindle pole; centrosome; equatorial microtubule organizing center. Bases 1 to 2766 code for a protein of 921 amino acids.